Molecule: messenger RNA, 732 nt
Organism: Rhododendron vialii
Lineage: Eukaryota; Viridiplantae; Streptophyta; Magnoliopsida; Ericales; Ericaceae
Product: protein neprosin-like
Exons: 5
Coding region: 28-732 (234 amino acids)
Source: RefSeq, a predicted model, not a curated record
CUUUAAUUUAAUUUUGUAGACCAAUCCAUGUAUUUAUAUGGUGUUCUACUACUCUGUGCGUCCUCUUUUCUUGUUGGCCACAAUGGUACGCAAGAAGGCAUAGUUGUAUCUAGAGAAGAAGAGCUGGACUUGGAAAAGCAACUUGAGCUUCUCAACAAGCCUGCAGUCACAACUAUACAUACUAACUAUGGAGAUAUAAUCGAUUGCGUGGAUUUCUACAAACAACCAGCAUUUGAUCAUCCCUUGCUGAAGAACCACACUUUCUCUUAUGAGAUGAGACCUACUUCAUUACCUAGAAGAGUAAAAGAUCAAGUUUCGCCAAAAUUUGCCAAACCCGUGACAAGAGGGCUAAAGGGAGGAGGUUGCCCUAUUGGGACAGUUCCUAUUAGGAGAAUCACCGAAGAAGAUCUCAUCAGAGAGAGACUCCGUUCAAAAAUAAAGUCAUUUGAAGAUAACUCUCUGGGUACUCAUUAUGCCGUACUUCGAACAAUGGCUAAUUCAAACAAGAAGUUUGUUGGAGCUGGAGCACAAAUUAGUACACACAAUCCACAUGUUGAUGGUCGACAAUAUAGUGCAGCAAGAGUGAAGAUCCGAAAUGGGCCUGACAGUUUAGAAACCGGGUGGAGGUACCCACAUGAUGAACAAGAAGUUGCUUUGAUAAGACUUUUUCACGAACAAAAUGGUAGUCAAUCUCAACAUGCUUUGUUCUUGCAUGAGAGACAAGAUUGGUAG